This is a messenger RNA of Microthlaspi erraticum, 1482 nucleotides long. The record is from the annotation of a GenBank genome assembly. Lineage: Eukaryota; Viridiplantae; Streptophyta; Magnoliopsida; Brassicales; Brassicaceae.
AUGACUGAGCUUAGCUCCUCGAGUCUCGACUCUGCCUCGCAGAAGCCAAGGAUCUCCACCGGAAACCAACCUCCUCCUCUUACCGAGACUGGACACGUCAACAUCGGUGUCUCCGCCGGUGAAGCUCCUCCAUCUCCGGCGAGACCCGCCGACAAAAUCCGGAAAAUAACAGUGCUUCCAUUAGUUUUCCUGAUAUUCUACGAAGUCUCAGGCGGUCCGUUUGGGAUCGAAGACACUGUGAAAGCAGCUGGACCAUUGUUAGCCAUCCUAGGAUUCAUCGUCUUCCCUUUCAUAUGGAGCAUCCCCGAAGCACUCAUCACCGCGGAGAUGGGAACGAUGUUCCCGGAGAACGGAGGUUACGUCGUGUGGGUCUCCUCCGCGUUAGGACCUUACUGGGGAUUUCAACAAGGCUGGGUUAAAUGGCUAAGCGGCGUCAUCGACAACGCUCUCUAUCCGAUUCUCUUCCUCGACUACCUCGAAUCCGGAAUCCCGAUUCUCGGCGGCGGGAUCCCUCGAAUCGCCGCGAUCUUUGUGUUGACUGUCGCGUUGACUUACUUGAACUACAGAGGUUUAAGCAUCGUUGGUUUCGCAGCUGUUCUUCUCGGCGUUUUCUCGAUCCUUCCCUUCGCGGUGAUGACUUUCAUGUCGAUUCCAAAGAUCGAGCCUUUGAGGUGGCUUGUCGUUAGCAAGAAGAUGAAAGGCGUUGACUGGAACUUGUACCUCAACACUCUCUUCUGGAAUCUCAACUAUUGGGAUUCGAUCAGCACGCUUUCCGGUGAAGUCGAUAACCCGACUAAAACGCUACCGAAAGCUCUGUUUUACGCUCUGUUUCUUGUCGUGCUCUCUUACAUCUUCCCGGUUUUGUCCGGGACUGGAGCUUUGCCUCUUGAUCAGAAGCUGUGGACCGACGGUUACUUCGCUGAUGUCGGUAAAGUGAUAGGAGGAGCUUGGUUGGGAUGGUGGAUACAAGCUGCAGCUGCGACGUCGAACAUGGGGAUGUUUUUAGCUGAGAUGAGCAGUGAUUCGUUUCAGCUUCUUGGAAUGGCUGAGCGCGGGAUGCUUCCGGAUGUCUUUGCCAAGAGAUCGCGCUAUGGAACUCCGUGGGUCGGGAUACUGUUCUCGGCUUCUGGAGUGGUUUUGUUGUCGUGGCUAAGCUUUCAAGAGAUUGUGGCUGCAGAGAAUCUGUUGUACUGUUCAGGAAUGGUUUUGGAGUUUAUAGCGUUUGUGAAGCUGAGGAUGAAAUAUCCGGCUGCGUCACGGCCUUUCAAGAUACCUGUAGGGGUUUUGGGAUCGAUCCUCAUGUGCAUUCCUCCAACCGUGCUGAUAGGUGUCAUUGUGGCGUUUUCGAACUUGAAAGUUGCAGCUGUGAGCCUUGCGGCUGUAGUGAUUGGACUUGUGUUGCAACCGUGUCUGAAGAAAGUGGAGAAAAAGGGGUGGCUCAAGUUCUCGGUAAGCUCUCACCUGCCAGACCUGAUGGCGUAA